Molecule: messenger RNA, 5395 nt
Organism: Brassica rapa (field mustard)
Lineage: Eukaryota; Viridiplantae; Streptophyta; Magnoliopsida; Brassicales; Brassicaceae
Product: putative leucine-rich repeat receptor-like serine/threonine-protein kinase At3g53590
Biological process (GO): protein phosphorylation
Molecular function (GO): ATP binding; protein binding; protein kinase activity
Source: RefSeq, a predicted model, not a curated record
AUAUUCUCCACCGCUGACGCUGUUGAUUUCAGAAUGUUAGUGACCUCUCCUCGAUCUUCUUCCAACUGCUUUCCAUACAAGUGUUUAAAUUAGUUCCAGCUUUAAAAAAAUAGCUUCACGGUAGCUACACUGCACUCCUCUUUUUUUUUGGAGUUGUUGGAUUGUAUUGAUGGAGUAUAAGGUAGUGUCUUAGGUUUAGAUUGGCCAUGGAAGAGUAGGGAUGCUCUUGAGCUCAUCUCCAGGGCUAGUUUUGAUUAUGUUAUUUGGUUUGUUCUUGAUUUCUAUCAAACUUAAAAGAGAGGGUAAUAACCUUGCAGCUGAAAUUACCAGGUCAGCCUAAGUGGACAACCAGUCUCAACUGAAAUUGAAUGAUUAAAAAAUUGACAACUUGGAAGAUUGUUGAAUCUAUCUGUAAAAGAAGAUAUAUAUAUGUAUUAUUUAUUAAUGUGUGUGUGUAAUCUCUGCACUAUUUGAUCAAAAGUAAUAAGAAAGUUUCAAACUCAUUUUCUAAUUAUAAAACAUUGUUGACAAUUUCUUUGUGUAGUCUCUUUCUGGUAUGUUUUGUUUACUCGUUAGAUCACUGUCCUCAUGAAGUUUCUGCUCCCAUCAGCAUUUUUUUAUGGACACAACGAUGUCUGAACGAACCAAAACGGUUCUACUUUUCCUUGGUGUUGAACAAGUUUCCGGGGAUUCUUUUAUGAUUUCUUCCUUCUGUCAAACGUGUUUUUUUGUUUAUUCGUCUGGUGACUUGAUCAUAACUUGUAACAGUUUCCUUGACCAAACUUUUUCUCUUGUGAGAUAUGACUUGAUCAUUGUGCUACAGCAGAAUAAAUUUACCUCUGUCUUCCUUUUCUAGGUAUCCUGAUGAAUUCAAAAACAUGCGGUUCGGUAUUCCUGGUGGCAUUUUGUUGUCUUCUCCUUCAGUCAGCUGAUUCAAGAACUGAUCUUUCAGAAGUAACUGCUUUAAGGGUGAUCAAAAGGAGUCUAAUUGAUCCUAUGAGAAAUUUAAGCAACUGGGAAAAAGGUGACCCAUGUAAUUCAAACUGGACUGGCAUAACAUGCUUUGAGAGAUCACAUGAGGAUGGUCACUUUCACGUCAGGGAGCUCCAAUUGAUGAGGCUGAAUUUAUCUGGAGAGCUGGCUCCUGAAGUUGGCCAGUUAUCUUAUCUCGAAAUCCUUAAUGUGAUGUGGAACAAUAUAACUGGGCGUAUUCCUUCGGAGAUAGGAAAAAUUUCUUCUUUGAAACUUCUACUGCUGAAUGGGAACAAACUCACGGGUAGUUUACCCCCUGAACUUGGCAACCUUCGAAAUUUAAACAGGCUUCAAGUAGAUGAGAACAACAUAACAGGUUCAGUUCCACCUGCAUUUGGAAACAUGACAAGCAUAAAACAUCUCCACUUAAAUAACAACACGUUAACCGGAGAAAUUCCAGUGGAGCUAUCCAAACUGAACAACCUUGCUCACCUGAUACUGGACAAUAAUAACUUGACUGGGUCUUUGCCGCAAGAGUUAGCUCGACUGCCAUCCUUGACCAUACUUCAGAUGGAUAACAACAACUUCCACGGUUCUGUGAUUCCAGAAGCUUACGGAAGUUUUUCUAGAUUAGUAAGAUUAAGUUUAAGGAACUGUGGACUACAAGGAUCAAUUCCUGAUCUAAGCAGUAUAAAAAAUCUUAGCUAUUUAGAUCUGAGCUGGAACAAUCUCACAGGCACUAUACCAGAAUCUAAGCUUUCUGAUAAUAUGACAACAAUUGAACUAUCUUAUAACAACCUCACUGGAUCUAUACCACAAAGUUUCUCGGAACUGUAUUCUCUUCAAUUACUUUCACUUGAGAACAACAGUUUAUCUGGUUCCGUACCAACAGCAAUAUGGGAGAACAAGUCUUUCGAGAAUAACAAACUGCAAGUUGAUCUCAGGAACAAUAACCUCUCUGAUACCACAGGAAACCUGAGAACACCAGACAAUGUUACCCUAUAUCUUCGUGGCAACCCAAUAUGCAAAAGUACAAGCAUUCCCAUCGUUAAACAACUCUUCGAAUAUAUCUGCGGCGAGAAAAAGCAAACAUCAACGAAAUCAGAACUCACACCAUGCAACAAUGCGUCAUGUCCCUAUGAGAAGGUGCCAGUUUCCCCAGGGAUCUGCUUUUGUGCAGCGCCUCUUUUGAUCGAUUAUAGGCUAAAGAGCCGUAGCUUCUUCUUCUUCACUCCAUAUAUUGAACACCAAUUCAUGGAGUAUAUAACCACCUCCCUCCAGUUAGAUACUCAUCAACUAGCGAUUGAUAGAGUUGUUGAUGAGAACAAGUUGCGUCUACGGAUGAACAUCAAGCUAAUUCCCAAAGGCAAAACAAUAUUUAACGUUAGCGAAGUCAUACGUAUCAGGGGAAGGUUUACUUCAUGGACUUUUCCUCGUAAUGACUUUUUCGGACCUUAUGAGCUACUAGACUUCCCUCUUGAAGGACCAUAUGCUGAUUUGGUAGCUGGAGAGAGUGGAAUCAGCAACGUUGGAUGGGGGUUGAUAGUGGCAGCCUCUAUCGUUGCUGCAACUGUUAUUUCAGUGAGCGCAACACUUCUAUAUGUUAAGAAACGUCAUGGGAAUCUGCAUGGACUCACCAGAAAACGUGUUUCCAGAUCAAUAUCUCGGGAAAUCGAAGGGGUGAAGAAGUUCAGUUUUACGGAACUGUCGGAUGCAACUAAUGGUUUUGAUAGCUCUGCAGUGAUCGGCAGAGGUAGCUAUGGAAAGGUCUACAAAGGCAUUUUGCCAAAUAAAACCGUAGUUGCCAUCAAACGAGGAGAAGAAACUUCUCUGCAGAGCGAGAAAGAGUUUCUGAAUGAGAUUGAUCUGCUUUCGAGGUUACAUCACCGGAAUCUUGUGUCACUGGUUGGCUACAGUAGUGACACUGGGGAACAAAUGCUGGUAUAUGAGUAUAUGCCUAAUGGCAAUGUGCGUGAUUGGCUUUCAGCCAAUGCUACGGAAACAUUGAGCUUUAACAUGAGGGCACAAGUGGCUUUAGGUUCAGCUAAAGGGAUCCUCUACCUUCACGCUGAAGCAAAUCCACCUGUUAUUCACCGCGAUAUCAAAACCAGCAACAUACUCUUGGACUCUCAGCUUCAUGCUAAAGUUGCUGAUUUUGGAUUGUCACGGUUGGCUCCAAAUUUUGGGGAGGGAGAUUGUGAGCCGGCCCAUGUAUCAACCGUAGUGAGAGGAACACCGGGGUAUCUGGAUCCAGAGUACUUCAUGACUCGGCAACUAACGGUAAAGAGCGACGUGUACAGUUUCGGAGUGGUGUUGCUUGAGCUCUUGACUGGAAUGCACCCAUUCUUUGAGGGUACACAUAUUAUCCGUGAGGUGAGGAUGGCACAUGAAUGUGGAACAGUUCAGUCAAUGGCGGAUAAUCGGAUGGGACAAAGUGCGCCAGAUAAAGUGAUGAAGCUGGCGGAAUUGGCGUUACGGUGUUGUGAGGAUAGACCAGAGAUGAGACCAUCGAUGUCGAAAGUGGUGAAGGAUCUCGAAAGCAUUUGCCAAUCUGUGAAGGAGACCGAUAUGUUCUCAGAAACAACGACGUUACUCUACACCAAAACAUUGUCGUCGUCAUCAUCGUCUCCUGUGCCUUCAUCUUUUUCUGGAAGUAACUUGGACAGUGGCUUUUUCGAAUCUGUCAAACCGCGUUGACAUACCUUUGUUGUGACUUGUGAGAUAGGCUAACUGAUGGUAGUGCAAGAACCCAUGACUAAUAAUGAGAGUUGUGUUAAAUAUGGAGUUUAGAGUCGAGUCUGUUGUAGCCAACAAAAAUAUGAAGCCUUUGACAAAAGGUAAAUUGAUGCGUCUGCCGGGAGUCAAACCCGGGUCUAUUGCUUGGAAGGCAAUUAUCCUAACCGUUGGACUAGAGACGCUUUUGACAACUUCGCACUCAAACUGGUUUUUAACUCAAACUCUGGUUUUCAGAGACAUAAUUCUCUAAUUACUUUUAGCUCACAAGUCACAAGAAUUGUAUAAACUAAUUUUUAGUUUGAAUCUAAACCUGAAGAUAUACAUCUUUAACUUCACGAACACGCUAUCUAAGCCUACAUAAAAGGGGGUAAGCGUAGGGUUUCGUUUAAUUAUCGAACAAGCUUGAGUGAGAGUCAUCAUAUCGCCGGAGCUGAGCAAGAAAGCCGCCAAGAGAGCUUCAAUGUCUCGUGAAGAAGAAGAACAUGACGAGUUUUCCAGUAACUACGGCGACGUAACACUUAACGAGUUGCAACAAACCGCCGAUCCGAAAGCCGGAAAGUGGAGAGAGGCUGUUGAAGGAAAGAAGUGGACGGAAGUGAGCGAUUUGGUGGAAGCUAGAGGCAGAGUUUACACGUCUCGGCCACAUGCAAUCUAGCAAAGUGUUUGUGAUCUUGAGGCAAAGUGGAUGCACUGUUCAGUGCGUAGCCAAGCAAUCGAACGUUGGCGUCAACAUGAUCAAAUACCUAAAGCAGCUGAGUUACGAAUCCUUUGUCUUGUCCCUAAGUACCCUGUCAAGGCAACUACCCAGAAGGUUUCUUCUGUUAAGCUAGAUGGGCUUCCACCCUAAAACCAAUCGGUGAUAAAUGGAUUAGCUCAUCUAUCUUAUAUAUUGCUUAAGAUCCCUUUCAACUACCAAUGUAAUGUAAUGCCAGAUAAUGGACCUAGUGGACGAGUUGUUUGUGUUUAUAUUCACUGAGUUGAAUGAGAAGUGCAAAAAGGAACUUGAAGCUGUUGGAAAACAAUACCCAUUUGAACCUUUGAAGGUAAUAACUCAUAUGCUAGUAUAAAAAACUGAGUUUUUUUUUGUAUCUUAUUGGAUUCUUACGAUUUAAGCUAAAAAUGCAGUUUCUUGAAAAAACAUUGAGGUUAACCUUUGAAGAAGGGAUUCAGAUGCUCAAGGUAUAUUUUUUUUUUCAUUUUUACCUGAGUUUUUUCAACUGGUCUAUCAAAUAAUAAUAAUUGUUAUGUUGAUGUGUUGACAGGAAGCUGGUGUGGAGGUUGAUCCUCUUGGCGAUCUAAACACUGAAUCUGAGAGAAAACUUGGCCAACUUGUAUUGGAAAAGUAAAAUCCAUCACUUGUAUGCUUUGAAAAUGACUUUAGUUUUGUUGUAUCUCAAUGUUACAAAAGUUGUUUUUUUUUUCGUGAUAGGUACAAGACUGUGUUUUAUAUACUGCAUCGGUUUCCGACAGCGGUUAGGCCUUUCUACACCAUGCCUUGUGCUGAUAAUCCUCUUUACAGUAACUCCUUUGAUGUCUUCAUCAGAGGUAUGAGUUAUUUUUUUUCAAAAAGGACUUUGUGAUAUGCUUAUGUUACAUUCACGUUGGUUGUCGAGUAACUAAGCUAACUUAUAUUAUUUCAAGAACCAUGACUAAGGAGGGUUGCAAUAAAAGUUCAUAUUUGUCUUGA